CUGUGACCUGACGUUCGUUCACCACAGCACAUAAAACAGCUCGUAUCUGUGGAUUCAAUUUCUUUCAUUUCUAAUCAGCUCUGUCGAGACCAUUAAGAUGACGUCUUAUACCGACAAAGGAGAAAAGCCAGAGAGAGGGAAAUUUGUAAAGUUUCAUCAUUUGACAUUCUGGGUUGGAAAUGCCAAACAGGCCUCAAUGUUUUACUGUGAUAAGUUUGGGUUUGAACCGCUGGCAUAUAAAGGUCUGGAGACGAACAGCAGAGAAGUCGUGUCUCAUGCUGUAAAACAGGACAAGAUAAUAUUUGUCUUUGCAUCAGCUCUGAGUCCUGGAAAUGAAGAAAUGGGUGAACAUCUUGUUAAACAUGGUGAUGGGGUGAAGGACAUUGCUUUUCAAGUGGAGGACUGUGACUUUUUAGUCAAGAAAGCCAAAGAGAGAGGAGCAGUGAUAGUCAGAGAGCCGUGGGUAGAGCAGGACUCUGGCGGCAAAGUUAAAUAUGCCAUUGUAAAAACAUACGGGGACACCACACACACAUUUGUUGAGUACAUGGGACCUUAUAAGGGUUUAUUUCUACCUGGAUACCAGGAGCCGCUGUUCAGAGACCCGCUGUUACCAAAACUUCCACCGGGACACCUCAACUUUAUCGAUCACAUUGUGGGAAACCAGCCAGAUGAUAAAAUGGUGCCAGUAUCGGACUGGUAUCAGAAGUGUAUGAUGUUCCACAGGUUCUGGUCCAUCGAUGAUAAACAAAUCCACACAGAAUUCAGCUCACUCAGAUCCAUCGUAGUUACAAAUUAUGAGGAAACCAUCAAGAUGCCCAUUAAUGAACCAGCUCCAGGGAAAAAGAAAUCACAAAUCCAGGAGUAUAUUGAUUACAACGGGGGUCCUGGAGUUCAGCACAUCGCCUUAAACACGUCCGACAUCAUUCAAGCCAUCGUGAACCUCAAAGCUCGAGGGACGGAGUUCCUGUGUGCACCUGACAGUUACUAUGACACCCUGAGACUGAAACUCAAGACAGCCAAGAUCAAAGUGAAGGAAGACCUCAAAACCCUGCAGGAGUUAAAAAUCUUAGUAGACUUUGACGAUAAGGGUUACCUGCUGCAGAUCUUCACCAAACCUGUGCAAGACAGACCGACCCUAUUUCUGGAGGUCAUCCAGAGACACAACCACUUCGGUUUUGGAGCUGGAAACUUCAAAUCUCUGUUUGAGGCCAUUGAAAAAGACCAGGAUGCCCGAGGAAACCUGACGGCCAUCACAGCAGAUGGUCCGGGCAACCCAAAGGCUUUCAACUGACACACACGAUAACCCCACAAACAUGCGACCGCAUGAGCACACAACAGUGCUUCACAUUAAAACAUCUCAUCUAUAUUGAAUAAAGAUCUCUAAUGUA
Molecule: messenger RNA, 1388 nt
Organism: Triplophysa dalaica
Lineage: Eukaryota; Metazoa; Chordata; Actinopteri; Cypriniformes; Nemacheilidae
Gene: hpda
Product: 4-hydroxyphenylpyruvate dioxygenase a
Exons: 14
Coding region: 98-1291 (397 amino acids)
Biological process (GO): L-tyrosine catabolic process
Cellular component (GO): endoplasmic reticulum membrane; Golgi membrane
Molecular function (GO): 4-hydroxyphenylpyruvate dioxygenase activity
Source: RefSeq, a predicted model, not a curated record